Molecule: messenger RNA, 255 nt
Organism: Heterobasidion irregulare TC 32-1
Lineage: Eukaryota; Fungi; Basidiomycota; Agaricomycetes; Russulales; Bondarzewiaceae
Exons: 1
Source: RefSeq, a predicted model, not a curated record
CACUGCGGAAGCACUGCGGAAGCACUGCGGAAGCACUGCGGAAGCACUGCGGAAGCACUGCGGAAGCACUGCGGAAGCACUGCGGAAGCACUGCGGAAGCACUGCGGAAGCACUGCGGAAGCACUGCGGAAGCACUGCGGAAGCACUGCGGAAGCACUGCGGAAGCACUGCGGAAGCACUGCGGAAGCACUGCGGAAGCACUGCGGAAGCACUGCGGAAGCACUGCGGAAGCACUGCGGAAGCUAUGCCAUGACU